Molecule: messenger RNA, 1980 nt
Organism: Nicrophorus vespilloides
Lineage: Eukaryota; Metazoa; Arthropoda; Insecta; Coleoptera; Silphidae
Gene: Bili
Product: FERM domain-containing protein 8
Exons: 8
Coding region: 132-1823 (563 amino acids)
Biological process (GO): negative regulation of canonical Wnt signaling pathway
Cellular component (GO): cytoskeleton; plasma membrane
Source: RefSeq, a predicted model, not a curated record
UUAUUAGUAAAUGAUUUCGUGGGUGCGCACUUACGUCAGACAGAAAGCCCAUUCGAUCAAUAUAUUCGCGCAACGUGCAGCAGAAACUAAACUCCUGCUAUUCCGCAGACACCGGGUUUUGUUUUGUGCUCAUGAUGGAUGGAUCAGUGGACAAAAACGAUGGUUAUGGUAUUACCAAAAAUGGAACCGAUUACAAGCAGAGGAGUCAGAAGGAAUUUAAAAUGAACUCAGAUAAAUACAAUGAAUAUGGUUCUGCACAAGUAGUGGCUGUAACUCGAUCAAAUCACGAUGAUUACGGCCAUCAUCAAAGCGAGGAAGCAGGUCUAUAUUCAGUCUCACAGAGAGUUCCAAAUGUAAGCACAAGUUACUCCAAUCUAUGCCAACAAGAAGGAAACUACAGUUCCUUGACGGAAUGGGAUAGGACGACGUCGACGACCACAGAUGCCAAGGAUUCUACGACGUCGGAUGCACUGAGCGAUAAGCAAACUAGCGAAACAAAUACAAAUUCCGGUCCGAGUUCAGUAAUAUCCGGUUCCACGGCGGCAGCCAGCAACUGCGAAAGUUUGCAGGGACCAAUAAUUCCGACGUGCGUUUACUUGCACAGCAACAUCGCCAUCAUGCUGGAAGUUGAGGAUACACCAACGGCCACCACAGAUUUGCUUCUCCAGUCCAUCAUCAACUCCGACGAGUUGGGACUGAAUAAACAGUUGUCCUCGCAGAUAUUCUCUCUUUGGAUGUGUAGCCCUUUGUUAGAGUUACAGUUGAAGCCAACGCAUAAACCGUAUGAGAUUCGAAGGUCCUGGAGAUCCUUGGUACAUCAGUUCAGUCACGACGCGCUCGAAAGACAACAGCAGGAUGAGCCGGUCGUUUACUUUCAGAGAAACGUCUUCUUUCCGCAACUUCUAGAGGAGAAAAUCAAGGACCAGAAGAUAUUAGAGCUGCUAUACGAGGAGGCUAGGUACAAUGUGCUCGAGGGACGUUACCCAUGCGAAGUCGGUCAUUACAUAAUGCUCGGCGGAAUCCAGGCCAGAAUCGACUUAGGUCCUUACAAUCCCCAGGUGCAUUCCACCCACUACUUUCGAGAGGAACAGUGCAAAUACCUACCGACGCACGUGCGGAAGAGUUCCACGUGGACAUGGCUACCGAUCAGCUCAAAGAAUUCCGCCGAAGUAAGACUUCUGGAGCAAUUCAAGCGCAUUCCAGCAUCCGCGACGAAUAGAAAACUGAUGCGAAAAUAUUUAGAAUUCUGCUGGUCUCUACCGUUCUACGGAUCUGCGUUUUUCGAAGGACAAGUCGAGCAGCCCGUGCGCGGAUUGACCAGUUUGAUGAUUCACCAAGACAUUCCCGUUCUGGUUGCGAUCAACGCCAAAGGGGUGUACGUUAUUGACGACGUCCAAUGCACCGUCCUGGUUGGAUUGAGGUACGACGAGCUGAGCUGGGACUUCGCGCGACCUUCGAAGGAGGACGAUCCCAACUGUCUACCGUGUCUGUUCCUCCAGUUCGUCGUCGUUGAGAAUGGGGCUAGAGUCUCGAAGAUAUUGCAGGUCUUCUCGCGGCAGGCAAGCUUAAUGGACACCUUAAUUUCGGGUUUCAUUCACCAAAUCAAAGAGAAAGCCGCAGACGAGACGGACGGCGGCGCACCCUAUAUGCAGCAAGUCAACGGUGAAGGAGAGAACCACCAAGCAUAUACAGCGAACAAUGCAAUAUACAGCACGGCCAAUUUACCGACUUUAUCGAAUAAAUUGAGUAAACUCACGUUAGCGACAUUCGAUGACGAGGGUCACUGCAUUGGACAGAUGGGAUCUUGGUCGUUCAGUUAUUAAUUUAUUAAGAGUAUAAGUGUAAAAUUUAUUGAAAACAAGUGUAUAUAAAGAAUGUCUAAGCUUUGGAAGGCGAAGGUUUUCUUCUCUUUAAAAUACCCAACUUCGGAUGGUCUUCCAGGUAAUCCACCAAAAGCUGAUAUCUAUAAAAAUAAACGUA